Saccharomyces mikatae IFO 1815 is the source of this 3186-nucleotide messenger RNA. RefSeq names its product transcription elongation factor SPT5 (gene SPT5). NCBI's taxonomy places the organism in Eukaryota, Fungi, Ascomycota, Saccharomycetes, Saccharomycetales, Saccharomycetaceae. Gene Ontology annotation, molecular function: mRNA binding; protein binding. Gene Ontology annotation, cellular component: DSIF complex. The transcript has a single exon. Gene Ontology annotation, biological process: transcription elongation-coupled chromatin remodeling; regulation of DNA-templated transcription elongation; transcription elongation by RNA polymerase II. The record is from RefSeq and is a predicted model, not a curated record. The coding region runs from base 1 to 3186 and encodes 1061 amino acids.
AUGAGUGACAACUCGGACACGAACGUGAACAUGCAGGACCAUGAUCAACAAGUUGCAGAUUCUGUGGUCGUUCCGCAGCCAACUGCCACUAAAGAUGAGAAUACUAAUAACGACGAUGCUGUUGACAGUAGCACUGCCAUUGCAACAGGAAGCAAAGAACAUGUAGAAAGUACGAGCAACAUUUCCCUCCCAGAUAAUGAAAAAGAAGAAAAAGUUGAGUCUCAGCAACCCAACAAUAGCGUAGAAACAGUAGCCCCAGAGCGGGCGUCAUCUAGCGAUAAGUCUGCUUCUUCCAUGUCUGCCACAGAUAGUGCGUCAGAGACCCCAAACCCAGGUUCAUCAGAAACAAAUGAAACGGUCAAGGAGGAAGAGACCUCUGAUGAAAGGAAGAGACCUCGGGAGGAGGAAGUCAAGAACAGCGAUGGCAAUAACAAAGAUGAUGAAGACGAUGAUGACGACGAUGAUGAUGAUGAUGACGAUGAGGACGAUGAUGAAGCCCCAACUAAGAGGCGUCGUCAGGAGAGGAACAGAUUCCUGGAUAUCGAAGCUGAGGUUAGUGAUGAUGAAGAUGAAGAUGAAGAUGAAGAGGAUUCAGAGUUGGUUCGUGAGGGUUUUAUUACCCAUGGUGAUGAUGAAGAUGAUGAACCAAAUACUCCCAGUGCAAGAAGAGACGAUAGGUUACAUAGACAACUUGACCAAGAUUUGAACAAGAGUUCAGAAGAAGAUGCUCAAAGAUUAGCGAAAGAAUUGAGGGAACGUUACGGUAGAAGUAGUUCCAAGCAAUAUCGUGCUGCUGCGCAAGAUGGUUACGUGCCACAAAGGUUUCUUUUGCCAAGUGUUGAUACGGCUACCAUUUGGGGUGUACGCUGUAGGCCAGGCAAAGAAAAGGAAUUGAUUCGUAAAUUACUGAAAAAGAAGUUCAAUUUGGAUAGAGCCAUGGGUAAAAAAAAGCUAAAAAUUUUAUCUAUUUUCCAAAGAGAUAAUUAUACAGGAAGAAUAUAUAUUGAAGCUCCUAAACAAUCUGUUAUCGAAAAAUUUUGCAAUGGUGUUCCAGAUAUUUACAUUUCUCAAAAAUUGCUAAUUCCAGUUCAAGAAUUACCUUUGUUAUUAAAACCAAAUAAAUCUGAUGACGUUACAUUGGAAGAAGGAAGUUAUGUACGUAUUAAGAGGGGUAUUUACAAAGGCGAUUUAGCGAUGGUUGACCAAAUUAGUGAGAAUAACUUAGAAGUUAUGCUGAAAAUUGUUCCUCGUUUAGAUUAUGGUAAAUUUGACGAAAUUGACCCAACUACCCAGCAACGUAAAUCUAGAAGACCCACAUUUGCUCAUAGGGCUCCACCACAACUGUUCAAUCCAACAAUGGCUUUGAGAUUAGAUCAAGCUAAUCUUUACAAAAGAGAUGAUCGUCACUUUACUUAUAAGAAUGAAGAUUAUAUCGAUGGCUAUUUAUACAAGUCUUUCAGAAUCCAACAUGUAGAAACCAAAAAUAUUCAGCCCACCGUAGAAGAAUUGGCAAGGUUUGGCUCGAAAGAGGGCGCGAUGGAUCUAACAUCAGUCUCUCAGUCAAUAAAGAAGGCUCAAGCUGCGAAGGUUACUUUUCAACCAGGCGAUCGUAUCGAAGUUCUAAACGGUGAACAACGUGGUUCUAAAGGUAUCGUAACAAGAACUACAAAGGAUAUCGCCACUAUCAAACUUAAUGGUUUCACGACUCCUCUGGAAUUUCCUAUCUCCACUUUAAGAAAAAUUUUUGAACCUGGUGAUCAUGUUACUGUCAUCAAUGGUGAACAUCAAGGUGAUGCUGGUUUAGUUCUUAUGGUAGAACAGGGCCAAGUAACCUUUAUGUCAACUCAAACAAGUAGAGAAGUUACCAUUACAGCAAACAAUCUAUCUAAGUCUAUUGACACUACGGCUACAUCAAGCGAAUAUGCAUUGCACGAUAUAGUGGAAUUGAGUGCUAAGAAUGUCGCGUGUAUUAUUCAGGCUGGACACGAUAUCUUCAAGGUUAUUGAUGAAACAGGUAAAGUGUCGACGAUUACCAAGGGCUCUAUCCUGAGCAAAAUAAACACUGCCCGUGCACGAGUUUCUAGUGUUGAUGCAAAUGGUAACGAAAUUAAAAUUGGUGAUACGAUAGUAGAAAAAGUAGGCUCUCGUAGGGAAGGCCAAGUACUAUACAUACAAACGCAACAAAUUUUCGUUGUCUCGAAGAAGAUUGUUGAAAAUGCCGGGGUUUUUGUUGUUAAUCCUAGUAACGUUGAAGCUGUAGCGUCUAAGGAUAAUAUGCUAAGUAACAAAAUGGAUCUAAGCAAAAUGAAUCCGGAAAUCAUUUCUAAAAUGGGACCUCCAUCUUCUAAAACGUUCCAACAACCUAUUCAAUCAAGAGGAGGUCGUGAAGUGGCCCUUGGUAAAACAGUUAGAAUUCGCUCCGCAGGUUAUAAAGGUCAAUUAGGUAUUGUGAAAGAUGUGAAUGGUGAUAAAGCUACCGUCGAAUUGCAUUCCAAGAAUAAACAUAUUACAAUUGAUAAACAUAAACUAACAUAUUAUAACCGUGAAGGUGGUGAAGGUAUUACGUACGAUGAAUUGGUUAAUAGACGUGGUAGAGUUCCACAGGCCAGGAUGGGUCCAAGUUAUGUUAGUGCGCCAAGAAAUAUGGCUACUGGUGGUAUUGCUGCAGGUGCUGCUUCUAACUCUCCAGGUCUUGGCGGUGGUAUGACACCAGGAUGGAGUUCGUUUGAUGGUGGUAAAACUCCAGCUGUAAAUGCGCAUGGUGGCUCAGGUGGUGGUGGCGUCUCUUCAUGGGGCGGUGCUUCCACAUGGGGUGGCCAAGGUAAUGGAGGUGCUUCCGCUUGGGGAGGUGCUGGUGGUGGUGCCUCAGCUUGGGGCGGCCAAGGCACAGGCGCUACUUCCACUUGGGGUGGUGCUUCAGCCUGGGGCAACAAAUCAAGUUGGGGCGGUGCUUCCACUUGGGCUUCAGGCGGUGAAUCUAACGGUGCCAUGUCUACUUGGGGUGGUACCGGCGACAAAUCAGCUUACGGUGGGGCUUCCACUUGGGGAGGUAACAACAAUAAUAAGAGUACAAGAGAUGGUGGAGCUUCUGCUUGGGGUAACCAAGAUGAUGGAAAUAGAUCUGCUUGGAACAAUCAAGGAAAUAAGUCUAACUAUGGUGGUAAUAGUACUUGGGGAGGUCAUUAA